AUGGAGGAAAGUCUACUACAAAAGCACCAAGAAGAAAGUGUGAAAAAAAGAGUAACAUGGAGUGGUUUCAGUGAAGAAAUGAGAAGGAUCAGUGUUAUAGCAGGGCCUAUGGUGGUUGUGGUUUGUUCCCAGUAUUUGUUGCAAGUUGUGUCAAUCAUGAUAGUUGGUCAUUUGGGUGAACUCUAUCUCUCUAGCGCCGCCUUAGCAAUUUCCCUUGCAGGGGUCUCUGGUUUCAGUUUACUUAUGGGAAUGGCUAGUGGACUAGAGACUAUUUGUGGACAGGCUUUUGGAGCUCAGCAAUAUCAAAGGGUUGGAAUGCAAACAUACACUGCCAUUUUCUGUCUUAUAUUGGUUUGUAUUCCCGUGUCUGUUCUUUGGAUCAACAUGGAAAACAUACUAGUUUUCAUGGGCCAGGACCCUUUAAUUUCACAUGAAUCAGGGAAAUUCAUAAUUUGGCUUCUUCCAGCACUUUUUGCAUAUGCAAUUCUGCAGCCAUUAGUUCGAUAUUUCCAAAUCCAAAGUAUGCUUCUUCCCAUGCUUGCAAGUUCUUGUGCCGCACUCACUGUUCAUGUACCUCUUUGUUGGGUCCUGGUGUUCAAAACAAGACUGAAUAAUGUUGGUGGAGCAUUGGCAGUUAGCAUUUCAAUCUGGUCAAAUGUGAUAUUUCUUGGAUUAUACAUGAGAUACUCUUCUGCAUGUGCAAAAACCCGUGCACCUAUUUCUUUGGAGAUUUUUAAAGGAACGUGGGAGUUCUUUCGUUUUGCUAUCCCUUCCGCAGUAAUGAUUUGCCUUGAAUGGUGGUCAUAUGAGCUAAUGGUGUUGCUGUCAGGGCUGUUACCAAAUCCACAACUUGAAACUUCAAUUCUAUCUGUUUGUCUAAACACCAUUUCAACUCUUUAUGCAAUACCCUUUGGAAUUGGUGCUGCAGCAAGCACAAGGGUUUCAAAUGAACUAGGAGCUGGGAAAGCAAAUGCUGCCCGUGUUGCUGUGUUAGCUGCAAUGUCUCUUGCAGUCAUUGAGACAAGUAUAGUAAGCGCAACACUCUUUGCCUGUCGCCAUGUUUAUGGUUAUAUUUUCAGCAAUGAGAAGGAAGUUGUUGAUUAUGUCACCGUCAUGGCCCCUCUGGUAUGUAUAUCUGUUAUAAUAGACAGCAUACAAGGUGUUCUCACAGGGAUUGCUAGAGGCUGUGGAUGGCAACAUUUAGGAGUUUAUGUCAAUCUGGGGGCUUUCUACCUUUGUGGGAUUCCAGUGGCUGCCUUGUUGGCAUUUGUGGUGGGAGUGGGAGGAAAAGGACUUUGGAUUGGUAUACAAUGUGGUGCUUUUGUUCAAACUAUUCUACUUUCUGUAAUAACCGGUUCCAUAAAUUGGGAAAAGCAGGCCAUAAAGGCAAGAAAGAGGUUAUUCGAUGAUCAAUUUUCAGCAGAAAAUAUAUUGGUGUAG
Sphenostylis stenocarpa is the source of this 1440-nucleotide messenger RNA. Lineage: Eukaryota; Viridiplantae; Streptophyta; Magnoliopsida; Fabales; Fabaceae. The record is from the annotation of a GenBank genome assembly.